GAUGUAAGACUCUUCCUUGCUCAUUAAAAACCAAGGAGUCCUAGGCCAGCUUGCCAGAGCGCUUAGAUGCUGCUACAGCUGAGUCUCUGAACCCAGGAAAAGGAACGCUUCAGGAAACAGGUGCUGAUUACCUCCUGUUCACCUCCUUUGAUAUACCUUGUCUUCCUCACGGAAAAUUGGAAAUUCAAAUGACUGAAAAAGAACUUCAAGAGAUUCCCAGACACUAUGACAUUCAUGAUUCUCAGCAGAUGGUAUGGGUCCUGAGGGGAAACGUAUUAAUAACAGCUCCAUCUAGCAACAAUAUUGAGCCUGUCACUCUUGCAAUAAUAGCAUGCAGAGACACAGAACAUCAUGAUAAAGAAAAAGGCAAUCUAGUUUACCUGGGAAUCAAGGACAAAAAUCUUAGUUUCUUCUGCACAGAAACUGAGGGAAAGCCUACUUUACAACUUAAGGAGAUCGACAUCAUGGACCUGUACCGGGAGAAAACAUCACAAAAGGCUUUUCUGUUUUUCCACAGUAUGGAGGGCUCCACCUCUGCCUUUCAAUCCGUCUCCUACCCUGGUUGGUUCAUAGCCACUUCAUCUGUGCCAAGUCAACCCAUCUUCCUCACCCAAGAGAGGGGCUUAACUGACAGCACCAACUUCUAUUUAAACCCUAAGAAUUAAAUCCGGUCUGGGCUGUGGGUUGCUAAUUCCAAGAUAGAGCAUCAGUCUUUUAUUUCAGAAAAGAGAAACUCAUCUUAAGAGACCACUGGGCCUUGAUGAGGUCAUCAACAUCUCAACCCACCAAUACCCCUUCUCAUUGAUUGUCCCAACACUAUUUCCUCCUCCAGAUGUUCAUUUCUGCACUGUGUCACUCACUUAACAACAUAUCACUGGGAAGCCAAAGAGACACUCUCACUCUUUGCUGAAAUUGUCCCACCAUGUGUUCAGCUAUCAAGUCCACUUUCAUCUACCCAUACAUUUUUUACAGGCACUGUCCAUUCCAAUUCCUGUGCCAACCCCUGGCCCAGAGGUGGAGAUCCCAAAUGAUCUUGUUUGCACAAUUGUGUCAAUAAAAUAAUAUUACUUAUUAAUUUUA
Chinchilla lanigera (long-tailed chinchilla) is the source of this 1080-nucleotide messenger RNA. RefSeq names its product interleukin-36 beta. Gene Ontology annotation, molecular function: cytokine activity. Bases 189 to 665 code for a protein of 158 amino acids. Lineage: Eukaryota; Metazoa; Chordata; Mammalia; Rodentia; Chinchillidae. Gene Ontology annotation, biological process: cellular response to lipopolysaccharide; positive regulation of T cell differentiation; positive regulation of gene expression. The transcript is spliced from 5 exons. The record is from RefSeq and is a predicted model, not a curated record.